AUGCUCUGGCUUCAGUUUGGAGGCCCUCAAUCCGGAGUUUCGUACAACCAUUUCUGGCGCCGGUUUCGGGACCGCUGGGCAAACGUGCUGCGCUUUAGCCCCGAGUCCAGUCAUGCGGGCUGCAGUGACUGCCUGUGGUUCAAAGAAGACCUCCAAAGCAGGUUCGAGGUCGCGAAAAUGUACCGGGAGCACUUGAAUAGCGUCGCGAAAGACCGCGAACUCGAGGAAUACUUGCAGGAGUGCUGCUUCUCCGAUAACUUGAAGUAG
Molecule: messenger RNA, 267 nt
Organism: Symbiodinium sp. CCMP2592
Lineage: Eukaryota; Dinophyceae; Suessiales; Symbiodiniaceae
Source: the annotation of a GenBank genome assembly